This is a messenger RNA of Drosophila suzukii, 1139 nucleotides long. The record is from RefSeq and is a predicted model, not a curated record. NCBI's taxonomy places the organism in Eukaryota, Metazoa, Arthropoda, Insecta, Diptera, Drosophilidae.
UUACUCAACACAGACCUGAUAAAGAAAACUUUUGUGAAAUACAGAAAGAAAAGGAAAAAAAGGGGAACCAAGUAGGCCCUGCAAAGUAAACAGUCAGUUUGAAAACUUCGAAACCAACAGUUCACAUUCACUCCUCCGUUUGAUCGACAAGCUAAAGUAUAAUUUAACCGGAAAAAAGGAACAGCAAGUGCGAGAAAGAAAGACCACAAUGGCAGAUACUGCGAGUCACAUCCACGACCGUUUCCAGACGUUUAUGAACGGCCUCGGGGACCGUUAUGAGCCCUAUGUGCGCCAGCACCUGUCCAAGGUAUACAUGGUCCUGGGCAGCACUGCCGCCGCCACGGCCAUGGGAGCCCUGCUCCAGAUGCGCGACUUCCUCGAUCUCGGAGUUCUGGCGGCGGUGGCCACUCUGAUCCUGGUCCUGGGCCUGCACUUCUACAAGGAUGACGGCAAAAACUACUACACACGAUUGAGCAUGCUCUAUGCCUUUGGCUUCUGCUCUGGACAGACCCUGGGACCGCUCCUCGGCUACAUAUGCAGCAUCAAUCCGGCCAUCAUCCUGUCGGCUUUCACCGGCACCUUCGUCACCUUCAUCUCGCUUUCCCUGGCUGCUCUGCUGGCCGAGCAGGGCAAGUACCUUUACUUGGGCGGGAUGCUGGUCAGCGUCAUAAACACCAUGGCUCUUCUGAGUCUCUUCAACAUGGUCUUCAAAUCCUAUUUUGUCCAAGUGACUCAACUCUACGUCGGUGUUUUCGUGAUGGCUGCCUUCAUCGUGUACGACACGCAGAACAUAGUAGAGAAGUGCCGGAAUGGAAACCGGGAUGUGGUGCAACACGCUCUAGAUCUGUUCUUCGAUGUGCUCAGCAUGUUCCGCCGUUUGCUGAUCAUCCUGACGCAAAAGGAGGAGCGAAAACAGAACGAACGUCGCAAGAGAAACUAAAUCAAGCUUUAAUAACAUUACCAACCCCCAAGACAUGAACAUCUGACAAACAAUGGGGAGGUUUAACGUUUUCUCUUUCUAAAAAUUUAUUAGCAUACAAAAUAAACAAUGCCGUGUACAUUUGGCUUUCAAUUUAAAUACAAAUGUUCCAUAUAAAACCCAGGCAAAUUCCCCAUUUAAUAAAAACAACAAAAAGUCA